This is a messenger RNA of Hydatigera taeniaeformis, 615 nucleotides long. The record is from the annotation of a GenBank genome assembly. NCBI's taxonomy places the organism in Eukaryota, Metazoa, Platyhelminthes, Cestoda, Cyclophyllidea, Taeniidae.
AUGUCUGCCUUUGUCGUGAGGUAUUGCCAAGUGUCAGGAUUUGGCGAUGCAAGCACCACGAAGGCACAAUCUGACGUCUCCACAAGUUCUGAACCAGUUGGCACAAACUACCACAACCCCGAAGGCGAACAAUCAUUUAAAGUCAAUCAUCGUAGUAGUGGAGUGUCAAACUCCACAAAUUUUACCAAUGUAGAGUGUCCUUCGUGUCAAAGAAUUUAUACAAAAAGAUCAUUGGACUUUCAUCUCAAGGUUUGUGCUAUACGCCAAGCCGAGGAGGCAAAACGACGAAAUGCAAUUGAAGCUGCAAUUGAAAAGCAGAAACGAGGACCUUCCAGACCACCUGGAAAGCCCUGCUACAUCUGUGGUCGUCGAUACACCAAAAGUUCGUGGGGAUGGCAUGAACCAAAGUGUCAAGAGCAAUGGAACACGUGGAAUAGUCGUCUUCCAAAGCAUCUUCAACAUCAAGAUGGACUUCUAGUUCCCGACACUGAUGAUGAAACUCUGACAGCUGUAGUAGAACAUGAAAAAGCAGCAGGAAAUUCAAAAUUUAACAAAAAAGAUGCUCUUGAAAAAGUUUUACUCGAAGCGAGUCGUGUAAAUGCUCUACCUGUAUAG